Molecule: messenger RNA, 1278 nt
Organism: Colletotrichum higginsianum IMI 349063
Lineage: Eukaryota; Fungi; Ascomycota; Sordariomycetes; Glomerellales; Glomerellaceae
Product: Aldehyde dehydrogenase
Exons: 2
Coding region: 1-1278 (425 amino acids)
Molecular function (GO): oxidoreductase activity, acting on the aldehyde or oxo group of donors, NAD or NADP as acceptor
Source: RefSeq, a predicted model, not a curated record
AUGCUCCAUCGCCUCGCCGGUCUCAUCGAGGACAACAGGGAACUUCUUGUCACCAUCGACGCCUGGGACAAUGGUGACCGAAGCGAAACCCAACAUAGAGAUUCAUGUGCUAACCCCCGGUUUCAUUCAGGCAAAAAGUAUUCUGAGGCGUUCGAAGGUGACCUCGUCGACCCCAUCAGCGUUCUCAAAUACUACGCAGGAUGGACAGACAAGCUCUCUGAACUCGCGUACACCGUACGCCAGCCCAUCGGGGUCGUUGCCCAAAUCAUUCCCUGGAAUUAUCCUCUUUCUAUGGCGACGUGGAAGCUCGGGCCUGCCAUGGCCUGUGGAAACACAGUCGUCCUCAAACCAGCAGAGCAAACCCCUCUCAGCAUCCUCGUCUUGGCGAGUCUCAUCAAGAAGGCGGGGCUCCCACCUGGUGUAGUCAACAUUGUUGAUGGCUACGGACGAGAAGUAGGUAGCGCACUGGUCGAACAUCACCUUGUAGACAAGAUUGCAUUCACAGGCUCUACGGCUACUGCAAUAGGAAUCAUGCAAACUGCUGCCCAAACACUCAAGAAGAUUACUCUUGAAACGGGUGGGAAAUCCCCACUAGUAGUUUUUGCAGACGCCGACUUGGACCAAGCAGUCAAUUGGUCUCACAUGGGAAUCAUGUCAAACCAAGGCCAGAUCUGCACAGCAACAUCACGCAUCCUGGUUCAGAGUGCUGUAUAUGACAGAUUUCUUAUCCAGUUCCUGGAUAGGGUUAAGACAGUUAGCAAGGUCGGAAGUCAGUGGGAGAAGGACACAUACCAGGAACCACAGGUUUCUAAGGCUCAGUACGACCAAAUACUCAAGCAUAUUAACCUUGGUAAGCAAGAAGGUGUUGUUCUGGCCACAGGUGGCCUCCCUAUCGAUGUGGGAGGGAAAGGAUUCUUCACCGCCCCGACCGUGUUUACUGAUGUUACCCCGUCGAUGUCGAUUUUCAAGGAAGAGAUCUUUGGUCCUGUUGUCACCAUAACGCGGUUUGAAGAUGAGGCUGAAGCUGUUGCUAUUGCGAACGAUUCGAUCUACGGCCUCAGCGCAUCUAUUUUCACUUCAGAUCUGGAACGUGCCCACCGGGUGGCCGAUCAGAUGGAGGUAGGAACAGUUUGGGUCAACAGUAGUCAAGAUUCCGACGUCCGAGUUCCGUUUGGGGGUAUGAAGCAGAGCGGAAUCGGCAGAGAGUUGGGCGAAGCUGCCUUGGAAGCGUAUAUCCAGACCAAAGCAGUCCAUAUAAACAUGGGCAGCAAGCUUUAG